Molecule: messenger RNA, 1197 nt
Organism: Coccinella septempunctata (seven-spotted ladybird)
Lineage: Eukaryota; Metazoa; Arthropoda; Insecta; Coleoptera; Coccinellidae
Exons: 3
Coding region: 58-762 (234 amino acids)
Source: RefSeq, a predicted model, not a curated record
UUAGCAUAGCUACAGAAGAACAAGUGCAGAAUAUCCAAAAUAAAAUUGGACACCAUAAUGGAAUCGCUGAAAAAUAUACAAGCGAGCAUUUCAAAUAACUUCGAGACGGCAAGACCUGAUGAUGAUAAAGCCGGCUCUGCAUGCUCCUUCUACAGAAACCGCAAUAUACCUCCAAAAUCGCAUAUUUGCGCAAUGAAUUUUACUGGUCCGUCUACUGGUAUGGAACAAGACAUUAUUUUAGAGGGGUUUUCUAAGAGUAUAGAACACCAUGGCGUUAUGUACAAAUAUUUAAUUGGUGAUGGAGAUUCAAGUGUAUAUGCGAGAGUAUUGGAAAAGGUUUCGUAUGGCCGGGAUGUUGUGAAAAUUGAAUGUGCCAAUUACAUUACUCGUGUGAGUGAUAAACUCCACAGAUUGUCUAAAAACACCCCUUUCAAUAUUUCUAACAGAAAAAUUUUAACUGAAAAAGAUGGCCCUAUUAGUAAUAUUGAAAGAUUUGUUAAGUCUGUUAGAACAAUGGUGAAGAAUAAUGUACAUGACACAGUCAUGUUCAGAAACGAUCUGAGAAAUGCUCCCUACCAUGUUUUUCGAAAUCACAGCAACUGCAGAGAUUCCUACUGUAAAAGGAAAAAUUCCGGGGACGAAGAUCAUACCAAAAAUAUGACUCCUGAUUUUUUCAUGGAAAUUUUGAAAACUGUAGAGUCCAUGGUACAUAAGGCCGAGAGAUUGAUUUAUAAGGAAACUACGAAUCAAGCGGAAAGGUAAGAGUAGCCCAAUUCUGAGUUUAUUUUUAAUCGUGCUAUCAAUUUAUUUAUAAUUGAAACCUAUUUUUCUCGGGUAUAUGGCUCUUGUUGCAAAAUGUACUGGAGGUAAGAGGGUGAAUUUUAGUGGGUCCGUUUCAUACACAGUUCGGGCUUACGGAGCAGCCCUUUCCCAUGCUGCUGGUCCUGCCUGGCACCUACACACUUGGAGAGGUCCUUUAGGGGUAAACACCGAAAAAACUUUCCUUAGGAGGAGGAAAAUUCAUGAAAGGAUAAGAGAGAAAUUAUUGACCUCCUCAAGACAGAGGAAAACUCUCCCAAUCGCCCCGAUUAUUUCAAUUACGGACCACAUGCUGCCCAACCUGACAUCACUGAGGAAGAAAUGUCCUCCAAGAAGUCAGAAUUUUUAGAUAUUCUUAGAAAUAGAAUACCUGACUCG